Messenger RNA from Metopolophium dirhodum (rose-grain aphid), 4233 nucleotides. Its product is annotated as serine-rich adhesin for platelets. The transcript is spliced from 10 exons. Lineage: Eukaryota; Metazoa; Arthropoda; Insecta; Hemiptera; Aphididae. The record is from RefSeq and is a predicted model, not a curated record. Bases 337 to 2469 code for a protein of 710 amino acids.
UCAUUUGCAGUCGGGCCGUGCGUCUCGCGCUAGUGUGUUAAUAUAAUUUUCUUUAUUCUUUUUUUAUAGUUUAUUUUCAAAUUUAAUAAUUAUUGUUGAAAAUGUUUAAUUUUUCUCGUUUGUGUCUAUUUCAAAUUGUUUAAUGUUAGGUUUAUAGUGAAGUUGCUUAGGUUCGUGUUAAAGUUAAUAGAAAAUUCCUUAGCCGUGUGGCUCCGGCAAGAAUAUUUACAUUGUCCAAUGAUUAUAAUGAAUCAAUUUUGGUUAACUGGAUACGUUUAAAAACUCAAGCCAAAUGCAGCGAAAAAUAUAAAAUAAACUGUAUGCUAUUUAUACACUAUGUCUUGUGUGCGGGAAUCAUCACCACAAUUGGAACAUGUGGUUCAGAGACCAGAACCCAAAACACGUCGAUUUAAUCCACUUCGACGUCUGCGUCGAAUAUUCAGACGUAAAGCUCAGAGUCCUGAGCCCAACGAUGUCAAAUCAUGUGACAAUAUUGUAGAACCACCUAGUUUGGAUACAUCCAGAAGUCGUUCGACUAGUCAGCUGAUUGAUGAGCCAUUUACCAGGAGGCGAAGCUUACACUCCACAAUAUUGAGCGUUAGCCACGACAGUGUGUUCAACCCUGAACAACAUUCUGGUCAAUCCGAUUCUGAAUCUACUGUAUCCGUGCCGCGGUUAGGAUUUCCUCAAGCCAAUAUACAGGCUGAAUUACUAGAAGCGGUAAGAAGGCGAAGAAAAAUUCAAGAUGACGAUGAUAGUUUCGAUAUGGACAAUGAAGAUUUAGGACUCCCACGAAGUCCAUCAAUGCAUUCUCCUACUAUUGCCACUGGCAACGAUCUCCGAUUGAGCAAAGAGCUGAUAACUAAAUCUUCACAUAGUACAUGCAGUGAUGGAUCACUCCUUAGUAUGGGCAGUUCCGAAAUGGACGAAGAUUCUUUUGGAGCACACAAUUCUCGACAUUCAUCCAAAAUAUCGUUACACGACAAGCGCACAUCUCAAACUCAUCUUGACAGUUCGGACGGUGACUAUUCAACAAGCGUUCCUCUUAGUCAUGACGUAGCUAAGCACCGAAUGGCCAUCAGACCCAAAAGAAAGCACGGUAACCCUCGCAGUAAAAAACCGCUAUCUGUGACGAAUGCUCUUCCCGCGACGCCUGAAGUGAAUGAAGAGCACUCUGGCCGGUCAACUUCGCCCGAAACCAAGCCUCAGACUGCCGACACAGCAGAUGGCACUACUACCAUCAGCACCGUCACCUCAGACACUAAAACCACCACCUUCACCACCAACACCAACACCAACACCUCCACCACCACCACCACUACCACCAUUACUUCAAAUGACCCAGUCAUCACUACUGCGGUGCCGGUCGUCGUCACCGACACAGCUUGCCCCGCCACUGCCUCCACGGUCGGGUCCUGUGACUUGGACACGUCGGUGGACGAGAUUUCCGUGGAGAACGUUCCACGGCGCGAAGAGGGCUUUUUCCACCGCUUGUUGUCGCGCCGAAGCACUAAGAAGAAAGCGGCCGCCGCCGCCAAGUCAGCGUCCACCGAAGACGUGGACGUGGACCGGUUCCUGUUCGACGAGACGACGGGCGCGAGGCCACGGCAACGCGAAGAACCGCCGCCGGCCGGCCGCAUGCAGCUGUCGUAUCCACCAGACAUGCCACCCGACCACGGUCCACAUCACCAACGCGUACCCGUGCCGUCAGUGGCUCCCGCCGACGACGUUUUCGAGCCGGACACUUUCGCGCCGAUCAAACAGUCGUUCAGCCUCGGACAGCAUCACUCGCACCAGACGGCCGCCACGGACGACGACGCGACGUCUAGUGGCGACGGGUCGUCCGUCCAGAAAUCGUCGUCGUCGGACAGCGUGUCCAGCGCCGCCCUGGACGAGUCUGUCGAUUCGGCGGUUGCGGUGUCCAUGACCACCGACGGACGUCACCGGAGUUACAGUUCGAGUGAUUCGGAACACCAAGUUUGCGGCACCGACGGUGGUCAACAACACCUGCGCCCGGUGCCCGCUCCGCGUCCAUCCAAGCUCUACAACGGUGGAGGUGGCACCGCGGCCGACGUGGUGGUGCGGAGGAAGAAGCGUGACGACCAACAACAACCAGAACUGCUCAAAGUGUUCGCCCGGCGGUCGUUGAAGUUGGGCAAAGACGGCGAACCGGAAUUUUUGUUGUUGUCGGCCGAUGUCGACCGUAGCGACGACGGUGACGGCGACCACAAGGCGAUGACCGCAAACGGCGAGUGGCCGGUGGAACAACAGGACGGGGUGGCGUCCGAGGACCGCGUGGUCGUGGUCGUGAUGGACAACGAUAACCGCCAUGCCGAGCACGUGGUGGUGGACGUCAACGAGAACAGGACAGUUGCGGCGGCGGCGGUCGAAGUCGUGCCCAGGUUCAAGCGCAUACAGCAGCGCCGGGAGGAGUGGGAAAAGCGACUGUUGCAGCAACAGCGGAACUGAGCGGAAAACCCAACUUACGUAGUCGUCCUCUUUUUUCUCAUCAAUUCCACUUCAACUCCCUUUCCGGCUGCUGUCGAAAUAUAUUUCACCUUCCCCCGACUGGUAGGGCGAUUAACUAUUUUCGAGUAAUACGACAAUUAGUAUAAUCGCCUUUGUACACAGUUUAAUUAUAUUCCUUUUCUAUAUAGAACGGUGCUAGAUGAUGGUUGUUUACUUUUUACUCGAGAUCCCUUGUACGAGGGACUAUGAAAUCAAUGAUAGGUUGUGACUUUCGUUUUAAUAUUCGUUACAACAAACACGUACAUUGUACACAUGCAAUAUAUAUUUUAAUAAAGCAAAAAAAACUUGAUAAUAAUAACUCAACAGAUAUUACCAUUUUAUAAAAUUAAUAUAAUAAAUAUUAUGUUCAUGUUAUAAAAAUUAUAUAUUUAUAUAUAUUUUAUUAUAUAUUCAUAGCAAAAGAGUAUAAUAAUAUUGUAGUUAUAUUGUUUUGGACAAAUAUUUUUUUCAUCAGAUCGAAAAGUCCAAUAUAUAUUUCAAAAAGUUAUUUAGAUAAUAUUAUAAUAUAUUAUAUAAUAGGUACUUAUAUUAUAUUUACAUAUUUUAUUGAGUCUAUAAAGUGAUUGAUGUUCUAGUAACGAUAAUUGUUUUUCGUUAAUUUUUUUUUCAUAACUGUUCAUCUGUGAUUUCAAAACGUUUAAGACAUUUUUUAAUGAUAAUUUUACAAAACUUUUAUCUAAAAUUUAAUAAUUGUUAUUCCCUUGCCCAUUUUUUCUCGUUGUUAAAGUUCCUUCCACUUCAUAAAUUUAUUACGCUGUCCAUUAUUUUAAGUAUUUAAUAGUGAAUUAUUUAUUUAUAUGUUUACCUUUCGACAAUACUAUUAACAAUACUCUCGUUGUAUACGAUACGUCGCCGCGUUCUUGCCUCUCCAUAAGCGCGCCACGGACGCCAUCCGACAAUAACUCGCGCAAAAAUGUCACUAUUUAGACCACGUAUACCAAUUACCAGGUAUACGGUCGCGGAAAAAACAUGUCGUGUACUGAUGACGACUAACGCGUUAUCGGCGAACCGUCCGGACGAAAUUUUCCGUUUGAUAUGGUAACGACGUGUCGUUUCGAGUAUUUUUCACCGACAGGUUGUUAUAUUUUUACGUAAAGACUUAUUUUUACACGAUCCUAUUUGAGAGUAAAUUCAAAAUAACAUUUUAAUUUUGUUUUAAUCCGAUCGACUUAGACGUAAUGAACCGUGAUCUCUGCAGUAUUUCGACGGUCGAUCAACUAUAAUAUUAUAAUAUAUACAUAUAUAGAUUACUGGUUGAAUUGAAUAUAAACGAUAACAAAAUAUUAACCUCGUGUAAUUUUUUAAUCAAAAUAUCAAAAAAAAAAUCACCCUUUACAUAUACGUACUAACAGAAUAUACAUAUAUAUCGCAAAAACGGACCUGACAUUUUUCGGCCUAUUAUUAUUAUUAUUAUUAUUAUUAUUACUAUUAUCAUUGUGAUCAUCAUCACGUUAUUAUUAUUACCUUUUUUUUGACGCUUGUAUACUUUUAUUUAUAUUAUUAUUGUGUAUUUAUAAAUAUGUUAAAUAUUUAUUUUUCGUAAAACUGUGUAUUUUUGUAUUUAUAUUUUAUGACCAACAUAAUAAUAUUUUGAAAUCGACAUUAUUAUAUUAUAUUAUAUUAUAUAUUUAAAAAUUGUUGAAAAAAUUAAAAACUAAUUAUUACAAAGUGUAACAAAAUUAUUAAUAUAUAUAUAUAAAAAUA